UGUGUGUGUGUGUGUGUGAGAGAGAGAGAGAGAGAGACUUCAAACCACAAUAAUGGAGUCACUGAAGUCGAUAGCUCGACAGAAGCCUUUAUGCUAAUGACACGCUCAAACACACAUAGCCUACGACGGACAAGCAUAAAACAUCACAGGCUUCCCAUUGACAAAUUGGAAAUAUCUCAGGAAAGCCUUCCAUGGAUGCCUAAAUUGCGGUUCAGAUUGCUAUUUGCGAAUGGGGGACACAGCACCCAAAUAGGGCAGCACAACGGCACGUCUCGGUAUUCUUUUGGAUGAAAGGUAAACACUACAUUGACGAGCCUAAUUAGAAAAAGGUGACGUGGAAAAGACAUUUGUUCCUUUAUUCGGUACCUGAUGUUCGCUAUCUUUGUAGACUAACAUUUUGCAAAGCUAUUCUUUUAUAUCAUCUGUAGUGGCAAAUUAGCGUGGGCUUUUACGCAUCGACGUGAAAUUAGGCUACUGUGCGACUACAUUUUUCCCUUCGUAAUUCAGCAUAGCCUAGGUUUUAAAUUAUUGAAGCUAUAGACCAAUUCUUACACUAUAUGGAUAAUAUAUAUAGUCUAGUAGUAGUAGUAGUAGUAGCAAUAAUAGUGGCAGCAACCUCCAACAAUUUGCUAUUAAAUGCAUUGAUUUCUAAAUCAGCACUUGAAGACCAAAAGCCAUUGAAAGUACACAAGGGAGAACCUGUCAAGAUAAGAUAGGAAAACACGGGCGAGUCUGUGUAGGACUAAUAAGAAAACGAAAAAAUGCUGCCUUCGCAAGAAGCAUCUAAGAUAUACCAUGAGAAUUAUAUGAGGAAUUCCAGAACAAUCGGGGUUUUAUGGGCGAUAUUUACAAUAUGCCUCGCUAUCAUCAACGUGGUGGUCUUCGCUCAACCCUACUGGAUUGGCGACAGCUUGAGCACGCCACAAGCAGGCCACUUCGGCUUAUUUCAUUACUGUAUUGGGGCUGGCCCCCCGAGCAAGGAGAUGACCUGUCAGGGUAGUAUCUCGGACUUCAGCGCCAUCCCCUCCAGCGCCUUCAAAGCGGCGUCCUUCUUCGUGCUGCUGUCCAUGGUUCUCAUCCUCAGCUGCAUCGCCUGCAUGGCGCUCUUCUUCUUCUGCAAUAUCGCCACUGUCUACAAGACGUGUGCUUGGAUGCAGCUUCUCUGUGCUGUGUGCUUGGUGUUUGGCUGCAUCAUAUUCCCUGAUGGCUGGGACGCUGAGGUGGUGAGAGACUUGUGCGGGGAGGAGACAGGGAAGUACACCCUGGGAAGGUGUUCCGUGCGCUGGGCCUACAUCCUGGCUAUCAUUGGCAUUCUGGAUGCUCUCAUCCUCUCUUUCCUGGCCUUUGUGUUGGGAAACCGACAGAGUGACUUCUUCUUCGAGGAAGUCAGAACUGAAAACAAAGACAUGGCUGUGUCUAGGAUUGAGGUACAGGACAGAAGAAAUCCUCGGUUUACUGGGCCGAGAUACUGAAGGGUUCCCCAGAGGCAACACUUCCAUGUCCUCCUACGGUUCCACCUAAAAUCCAGCCUGUGGUUUAAUGAGGAGGCUAUAUGUACCACAAUCUGUUUGUACAUUGAAUUUGCUAUAUUUUUUAAAGGAUGUCAGUCUUGCGCAUUGUAAAUGUCAUCAAUUUUGAAACUGAUUGGAUAACUGUAUGUACUGUAUAUAUUUAUGGAGUAUGACAACUCACUGAAGCUUUGUAAACUCAAGACCUCUGGGAAAGUCUCCUCAUCCCUAGUUAAUGUUUCCAUGCUUCCAAACUGUGACAAGCACUGAUGCAUUCUAACUUCUCUCAAGUUCUCAACACAUGUUUAUGUUGUGCAUAUUGGACAGAAACAUUUUCUACAUGUAGACUACUUUUUGUAUCUCUUUUGAAAUGUCAGAUUCCACCAUUGGAUGAGAUUUUGAGGAACUUUUGACAAGAACUGUCCUUUUCAUUGAGUGUUGUUAAACUGCUCAUUGGCUUUCAGCUGUGUGUUGGGGAGUAGUUGACAUUGCAUGUGCUGUAUUAUUCAUAAUAUAGCCUAACUUCAGGCCAUUUGGUGUCAGGCUAAGUUUAGUUUCAAUGUCACUUUUUGCCAGAUGUUCUCCAAAUGAAAGUCACAAGUAUAUUUCAAAGCAGUAGUCAAAUGACUAGUAAUUAUUUGGUCUUACCAGAGAGUUCAACUCACUAUACUGUACCUUGAAGGAGCUAUUGUCUUGAGCUAAGGAAAGUGUCUGAGUUACAUCAGGUGAAGCAGUGACUGCAUUUAAUUCAGUGAAGUCAGUCACACAGGGCCAAAUGUGAUUUUGGCACUUUGUAAUGAGGGUACACAGUCUGUGGAAACUGUGCUAUGAGGAUCAAUUGGGAAAACGCUGACUUUCCACCUGAAACCUGAUCAUGCCUAUCACCUUUGCUGCUUUCAUCUACACCAUUUCUUCUAACUCCACUUUUACAAGGUGUCAGAUUUGAUUUGGAUGCUCAACACUCUUAUUGAUUUCUACAUGUAAACCUAAUUGCUACAUUGUUGUCUGCAGCUGUAUAUUCUAAUAUGUGUCUAGUAUAUCUCUGUUGAUAUUCAGACAUACUGUAUAUUGUAAUAUACAUCCGAAUAUCACAUAUUCGGUGUGGCUCCACAUUACAAAUAGUAAGUAUAUCUGUCCAGAAUAUCUGGUGGAAGUCACAGUUUUGUCAUCAUCAUUACACAGAGCUCAUCAAGUAGAACAGUUCAGUGUUCUGUUACACCCAAGAGCAGUCGGACUCUCUCCGAUUAGAUAGCCUCUGUAACGUGACUAAUGAGAAGUCGCAGUAGAGGUCAUCCAACGUGAGUAGAGGUCAUCCAAAACCUAGCAUCUAACUAACAGUAGUUACAGCAAGCAUACAGAGAUUCAAACACAAACCUAAUUGUGUAACGUUAUGGCUCUGUCCAAUUUAGAUUCAAACACUAACCUAAUUGUGUAUGGCUCUGUCCAAUUUUAUAUUAGCCAGAUGAGGUGAUCUGCUGUGUUGCUGAUAUGGUGAUGUGGUCUGAAACGAGGCACGCCCUUUAUGCUGCAUUUUAACUCAGGCUUUGGGGACUGACCUUUGUAGCAUUCAUCUGAGGGUCCAGGGCAACUGGGCCCUCGCUGAAUGACCUUUGAGGUAGCUGUGACCUUCUGUCCCAGAGACCCACUCACACUGUGCUUGGUUGAUGCACUGUGGGCCUCGUCCUCCAUCUCAGGCUGGUGAUGUCUCAUCUAGAUUGCGGAAACAAUAUCACAAAAGUGUGAGGUUUAUUUAGGUCUUCUGUCUUGUUAGGAGUUAUUAUGUACGGUUAGCAUCAGAGUGUGUUCAAAAUCAGCCCUCUGAUUCCCCAUUGGCUUUGGAAGGAAUCUUUUAAACAUUCUAUUUAAGUAUUUCCCUUAUUAUUUGAUUUUAUAUUCAUAAUAUGUAGUGUAUGUUUAAAGAAAAUGGUCACCAUACACCAUUCGCCAUACCUUAUAUAUGUGUGUUACCAUUAGCAUUCAUUUUGUUGGUGUAUGAUUGUAUUGUGAUGAAUUAAAGUUUACAAACAAGUAGAAUUAGAGGAUUUUUUAGAAGUAUUGGUUUGGUUCAAAAUAGUUUGGAUGUUGUGAUGAAUAUCACUCUCUUACCAAACAGGAUGGUUUUACAAAAUUAAUUACUGUAUACACACACUCAAAGUGCCCGGUGUUACUCAACGGAUGAGGUACCAAGAUGAUGACACCCUCCAAUUUAGCCAAAUAUGUUAUAUAUCAGUAUGGCCGUUUUUUGAAAAGGAACACUGAAGGGAAAUAAAGCUUGUUUUGUUUAUGAAAUUUGAGCAGUUCUUUAUGGUUAUGGUGUAGAUUUUGUAUCAAAAUAGAUUUAGCAUAUGAGUAUAUUACAGGAUGAAGUGCUGCACAAAUCUGCGAAAUGUAUCCCAGUUUGAUCUAAGAGGAUAUCACUCUCAACCUUUUAACCUUUUUUCCCCCACAGUUUCCAGUUUAUGCUAUUCAGUGUGUAUUACAGUAUAUGAUUGUUUUUACUCACCUCUGCAGAUGUUUUAUUAUUAUUAUUAUUAUUAUUAUUAUUAUUAUUAUUAUUAUUAUUAUUAUUUCUAAGAGAGCUAAGCAGGUUAAGCAGCACAACACAGCACAACAAAACCAAAACCUGUGGUUCAAAUUUGACAGAUAAAACCAUUUCAUCCAUUAAAAUGGUUAUAUUUACACAUAAACAUUAGGCUUGUCAUGUAAGACAGGGACCAAUUGUUUUAGCUUACUUAAUAAAUUUAACACAACUCUAUGAACUCAGUCAAUUGUUGUACUGUUCAUCUACUUAAGCACUCGAACAUGUCAUUUCCUUUCCCAUAAUGCCUUUGGAAGAAUGUAUUGAUAUUUUUUCUGUUUUUUGAAUUGGUUGAAGUAAAAUCAUAUCUAAACCUGGCACUUUUCUCUAGUACAUUUAUAAUUCUUAUGUGGGUGAUAACUGUGUGUAAAAUAUGUACUGUAAAUUGAAAAUGAAAUGUUUUGAAAACAACAAAGGGCCAGGUGCAGUGGAUAUAUGAACCCAUUCCCUGGAAGCCUCGCUGUAAUUGGUGCCUCAGGGACUAUAGCAGGGGUGAGAGGGAGUCACCUGAAGGCCAUGUUGCUGUUUGCAACACAGCUUUAACGAGUGCCACUAUUCCCAGCUGUGUGUGGCAUCUGAAUGGAUGAAGACUUUUUUUUCUGUGGUGGUGGUAGUGGGCACAAAAGCAUGACAAAGAGGAUUCUGGGAAAUGCAGUGAAAGACAGAAGGCUUUCUGAGCCCUUUUGCCACCAUCUAUGGCAUAUUUCCAUCAGAGACAUUGGUUCAAUUUUAACAUUUAGAUAUGAACAUGGAAAGGAUUCAAUUCUGGAAGAAAUAAAUUGAGCAUACCCAAAUUUGAUGCCAUAUUUUGGACAUUUAUGGAAAAGCUGUGUAGUCAGACCUGUGUCGUCAGCGAAAAUGCCUGUAAAUCUUACCUGAUAGGAUGCAACUGUAAACAAUACACAAUGGGUUAGUGCAGCAUAUUCCACCUGGGUAACUCUUUUUUAUGUAUACUUUUCUGUGGAUUCUGCCCUUUUUGCCUAUAGUUCUUGGUAUUUCUAAUGGAUCAAUGUUAUUGAUGUCUACAAUUUUGACAUGAAAAUUGUGAUAGUCAGAUAUGUAAAAUCAGUAUUACUGACAAGGACAUAUUUUCUAUAUAGAAUUAUUUUUAAAAAAUCUUAUGAAUUGAGCAUUCAGUAAUGAAAAUUAUUGUUAUAAUAAUGUUUUAUGAUACAUUGAUGAUGUCCAACAGCACAUUCAUUAAACGGGCAAAAAUGGCACAAACAUGCACUGAUGAAAUAAAGCAUACUGAAUUA
Molecule: messenger RNA, 5342 nt
Organism: Alosa alosa (allis shad)
Lineage: Eukaryota; Metazoa; Chordata; Actinopteri; Clupeiformes; Clupeidae
Product: LHFPL tetraspan subfamily member 4 protein-like
Exons: 4
Coding region: 762-1472 (236 amino acids)
Biological process (GO): sensory perception of sound; gamma-aminobutyric acid receptor clustering
Cellular component (GO): inhibitory synapse; postsynaptic membrane; plasma membrane
Molecular function (GO): GABA receptor binding
Source: RefSeq, a predicted model, not a curated record